Molecule: messenger RNA, 595 nt
Organism: Mandrillus leucophaeus (drill)
Lineage: Eukaryota; Metazoa; Chordata; Mammalia; Primates; Cercopithecidae
Gene: RLN3
Product: relaxin 3
Exons: 2
Coding region: 1-501 (166 amino acids)
Cellular component (GO): extracellular region
Molecular function (GO): hormone activity
Source: RefSeq, a predicted model, not a curated record
AUGUAUAAAUGGGGGGCCAAGAGGCAGCGGAGACACUGGCCCACUCGCACGUCCGAGGCAUCUCUGUCCAGCAUGGCCAGGUACACGCUGCUGCUGCUCCUGGCGGCGUGGGUGCUGACGGGGGAGCUGUGGCCGGGGACUGAAGCCCGGGCAGCGCCUUACGGAGUGAAGCUUUGCGGGCGAGAAUUCAUCCGAGCAGUCAUCUUCACCUGCGGGGGAUCCAGGUGGAGACGAUCGGACAUCCUGGCGCACGAGACUAUGGGAGAUACCUUCCCGGAUGCAGAUGCUGAUGGAGACAGUCUGGCAGGCCAGCUGGAUGAGGCCAUGGGGUCCAGCGAGUGGCUGGCCCUGACCAAGUCACCCCAGGCCUUUUAUGGGGGGCGACCCAGCUGGCAAGGAACCCCCCGGAUUCUUCGGGGCAGCCGAGAUGUCCUGGCUGGCCUUUCCAGCAGCUGCUGCAAAUGGGGGUGUAGCAAAAGUGAAAUCAGUAGCCUUUGCUAGUUUGAGGGCUGGGCAGCUGUGGGCACCAGUACCAAUGCCCCAGUCCUGCCAUCCACUUAACCAGUGUCUGGCUGGGCACGUGUCUUUCGAGCCU